Molecule: messenger RNA, 1227 nt
Organism: Cuscuta campestris
Lineage: Eukaryota; Viridiplantae; Streptophyta; Magnoliopsida; Solanales; Convolvulaceae
Source: the annotation of a GenBank genome assembly
CACCUUCUACGCACCUCAAGGUGAACUAAAGAGAGCAUCCGUGGAAUUGGAGUCAUUGUUAAUUACUCCUAUUUAGUGGAGUUUAAGUUUCAACCCCUAUUUUGGAAUAUGCUAACUCUUUUACUCCUAUUUUGGUCCAUCUCCCUUAUUUUAAGAAUCUUCCCCCUAAUAGAUAAUGAUGAAUAUAUAAAUUCAUCACACAAACCCCUCCCCCCUUGUCCCACCAUUCUUCUUCCUUUAUCCGAUUCUCUCUACAGUUUCGUCUUCUUCAUCCCGCUCCUACUAAGAUGUCUGAGGUUAAUGGUGACCAUAAGAGAAAAAGAGAAGCCAUCGAGGAGGAGGAGGUGGAGGAGACAUUAGAUGCUGAUAUUGAACAAGAAGAAGAUGAAGAGAUCUUUCAUUACCUCCGACCUUGGUAUGAAGGCAGAUCUUUCAUUAAAGAUAUAUCAAGACAAAAUUUCAUUCACCUUGAGCCACUGGCAGAAGAGAUUUUUCAAUCCCUAAAGAAUGAACAAGUAUCGGCUAUUGUUUCUGGUGUGAGAGAGCUAUUUGCAAGUCCUAUGUUUAUUCAGGCUUGUGUUGAAACAUACAUGGAGGAUAACCACUUGCUCAUUGAGUUAGAGCCAGACGGUCCACACUCAAAUGCAGAAGGCGAAGAACGAAUGGAAGCUCUCAAGAGAGACAUUGUUCCAAAGCAUUUUGGAAGAGACUCAAACCACUGCUAUUAUUAGGUUAUGUGUUUAUGAUUUACUGUAAAUAUAUGGUUUCAGUGUGUCCAGGCCAUCAAUUCAUUGUUUUAAACAGUAGUUUGUCUUUGUUUCUUCUAAAGUGGAGUUCUGACUGUUGUGUUCGGGUACUGGACUGAUAAAGAAUGUUAUAGCAAGAUGUAUGAAGCAGUCUCAGCAGAACUGCGUAGAAUUCAAGAACCUACUAAAGAACCUGAUGUGAAGUUGGUGGUUGAUGAUAUGCCUAAUAUUGAUGUCACUCCCGACGUUGAGGGUAUGAAAAGUGCGUUGGCUAAUAAGUAUCGGAAUGAUCCCAACCACGAUUACAAGCAAAUAUGUGAAGAGGUUGAUAGGAGGAAGUCUUAUUUUGAGGAGCUACUGAGCACUAUUUUUUCCGGCAUGAUCCCAAAGCAGAUGACAAGGUUGCAAAUUAUAUGGUCUUCUUUUGCUCAACUCAUAGCUAGUACACUACUGCUUUUGCUAAUAUAAAAAGACAAUAGUA